Molecule: messenger RNA, 330 nt
Organism: Prorocentrum cordatum
Lineage: Eukaryota; Dinophyceae; Prorocentrales; Prorocentraceae
Source: the annotation of a GenBank genome assembly
AUGGCGCGCGUCGCCGUGCUCCAGCGCGCUCGUGGCCCUCCACGACUGCUCAGGCAGGCCGACAGCUUGGCAGCCUUCGAUCCCCGCCUGCAUGGCGUCAGGGUCACGGCUGUCGGCCGCGCGCUGCAGUCGCUGCCGCGCCGCCUCCUGCUCAGCUACCGGGCGAUCGAACCCUGCGCGGGCCUAGUGCUGGACGUCCAAUGCCUGGCUGCCGACCGCCACGUCCGCGAACGAUGCGUCACCAUCGCGAGGGCCAGGUCCAGCAGCAGGGCAGCCGUCGCCCUGCCCAAUAUCGGCGCCACAUGCCCCAGAAGCUGCAGGAGCAAAUGA